CAGCGAUGUUUCUACACGGUCGCUAUUUCCGCCGCAACCGGUGUCGCCAUGUCGAAACAUCUUCGCUUCGUGGCUCGGACUGUGAUGGUUCAAAACGGCAACGUUGACGCGGCGUACAAACAUCUGAACAAGGUCCUGACCCAGGAUAGGAUCAUUGAGGCGGUGAAGCACAAGCGGUACUUUGAGAAGCCCUGCAGAGAGCGACAACGGAAGAGCUAUGAGAACUGCAAGCGUAUUUACAACACUGAAAUGGCCAGGAAAAUUGCCUUCAUCUCCAGGACAGACAGACCUGAUCCCUGGGUUGGAAUGUGAUGAAAGGACGGUGUUCUCAUUGGACUGGAGUCGGCAGGUUGGGAAAAAGAAAACAGCAACUCAAUGUUAGUAUCAUCAAACGGAAGGACGGGCAAUUAUUUGUAUCGUCUUGCAAGAAAAUGCUCCUCUUUCUCAUGGCCAAAACUCUGGUAUGAAAUAUUGCUGUCCUUAUCCUUGGCAAAGUAGAACUUUUGCAUCUGGAAAAAGUUAGCUCAUUUGUUGCAUUAAAUGUACAUGUAUGUGCACGUCAUGUACAUUUUAUUGAUUAAACCUCAUAAAAUGA
Messenger RNA from Entelurus aequoreus (snake pipefish), 595 nucleotides. RefSeq names its product mitochondrial ribosomal protein S21 (gene mrps21). Gene Ontology annotation, biological process: translation. Lineage: Eukaryota; Metazoa; Chordata; Actinopteri; Syngnathiformes; Syngnathidae. Gene Ontology annotation, cellular component: ribosome. Gene Ontology annotation, molecular function: structural constituent of ribosome. The coding region runs from base 49 to 312 and encodes 87 amino acids. The transcript is spliced from 2 exons. The record is from RefSeq and is a predicted model, not a curated record.